CGACUUGUUUACAGCCUGCCUGCAUUCUUCCUUUACUUCUAUAUAGAAAUUUAAUUAUAUUAAUAAAAAUGAGCAACAAUAAAAGUUGGCUAGAUUUGCUUGAUUCAAGCAACUCGAGUGAUGCACAUAAAAGUCUAAACAAAACUCCAACUAAAGUAAAAACUAGCUCAUUUGAAGCACACGAUGAAGACGCACGAUUUAUAGAAAUUGAAAUAUUUGAUGCUGCAAACCAAAAGAAAUUUGACAAAUUGGCUAGUGACAAUAAGAUCAAGUCACCAUUCAAGAGACGUUUAGAAAAUGAAGUCGUUGAGAAGCAGCCAGAGAAGAAGUUUAAGGAAAGCAAUGAUAAGAAUGGAGAACCAGAAGACAGCGAUGAUGAUGAGAACAAUAAGAAGCCAUUAAGGAAAAGAUUCUGCAGCGAACGAAGUUCUGAAAGUUCCAGUAACUGCUCGUCCACAAAUUAUAUCAAGCAAGAACUCGAGACUGAUCAAGCGACACUUGAAAGACGACAAAAACAAAUUGAUUAUGGAAAGAAUACUAUUGGCUAUGACAAUUACAUGAAGGAAGUGCCAAAAUAUAAACGUACACGUGAUCAUCCUAAGACGCCUCCAAAACAAUUGAAAUAUAGCAGAAGAGCAUGGGAAGGCUUAAUCAAGUCAUGGAGGAAGAAGUUACAUGCCUUUGACCCCAAUAACGAAGAUAAUGAUGAACAAGAAUGAUUAAUUUUAGGAUUUAAAACUGUUUUCCUAUCAUGCUUUGAUUACUUUUACCAUUUUGAGCUUUUCUCAAUUAGCUACUAACAAGGAAAUUAGCAAUAAGUUUCUGAGGAUUUCAAUAAACG
This is a messenger RNA of Chironomus riparius, 841 nucleotides long. Lineage: Eukaryota; Metazoa; Arthropoda; Insecta; Diptera; Chironomidae. The record is from the annotation of a GenBank genome assembly.